Molecule: messenger RNA, 1532 nt
Organism: Durio zibethinus
Lineage: Eukaryota; Viridiplantae; Streptophyta; Magnoliopsida; Malvales; Malvaceae
Biological process (GO): vesicle-mediated transport
Cellular component (GO): Golgi apparatus
Molecular function (GO): small GTPase binding
Source: RefSeq, a predicted model, not a curated record
UGAGAGAGAGCUCCCAUUAGUGUACUUUCCUUCCCUCGUCAUCUCCGUUUCUUGCAAAUUACGUCAAAACGCACCGUUUUCUCCAUUGAAAAAGAAUUCCCCAGUUCUUUCUUAAAAAAAGCACUCUUCCUGUUAAUUUCUCAGUUCGAUCUCUUAUUUUCAAUGGAGGAAUCAUCGUAUUCAAAUCUUGCUACAACUCAUUUACUCGGCUCAGUUCCCGCUGUUGUCAAUGAAGAAAAGAAGGCCUCGUAUGCAGUUCCUGGAGCGAAGAUGCAAAUUUUCCCGCCAAAUAAUGGUGGUGGAGGAGGUGGCGGCCGAGGUUAUCAAACUCUUGGAGCUCCAACUGAAGUAUUCGAACAACAGCCACCAAACAACUGGAAAGGAGUGUUUAGUAUAUCGUCAUACACACAGUAUUUUAAUGUGGAUAUAGAUGUUGUCAUAAACAGAUUGAUAAGUUCCUUUUAUCCUGUUGGUGGAGUUUUUUUCAGCAAGAUUGAUGCUAACCCUGAUCUGAAAACUGCAAGAAGCAUUAAAGGAAGCAUACUAACCAUGAAACAAGGCACCUGUAGCUCAGUAGAUAGAGCGUCUGUUUCCUAAGCAGAAAGUCAUAAGUUGAACCCAUACCUGGUGCGUGCUGAUUUAUUUGAUUUACUGAUUCUCUUGUGUAAGUUCUUGGUCAUUUCAAAGAAGUACUCAGAUUGAGGUUAACAACAGGGUUGCCUCAUUUAACCACAGAUUGUGUUAAUAACAACAUUUUGCAUAGCUUUUGGUUUUGAUGUAACAAUAUUUCAAUUUCUUUUGGAUAUAUAAAAUCACCUAAUUAUCCAAAAAGAAAGCAUACUAAACAUGAUUAGUGCAUGUGGUUUUUAUCUAAAGGGAAUAAAGGCCAGCAGUAAUACAAAAGAUACAUGCACGCAUCAGUUGCACGUUUAUUGCAUCGUUGUCUAUAAUUCUUAUCCUAGUCCUACCCUUUUCAUUUGUGGUCAAUUGGUCUUCUUUGCAAGUAGACUGAUAAAAAGAAGCCAUUUUUAAGAAAGAAAAUAGGAAGACAAGAUAGAUAGAAUCCUUUGAUCUUAAUAGUUUUAUGGAAGUUAAAGUACACUAGAAUUUUGUACUUAGUUUGUAUUUUUGUAGUUUGUAUUUUUAGCCUUUUAUUUUUCUUAUACAAGAGACUCUCAAUGAGUUGUUUGAAAGGGAGAUCAUGGAUAGUCUGCCUUCAACCAAAGGAUAUUUUCUCGUAAGUCAAUCAAGGUAUUUUUUAAUGUAUAAUGCUAGGAUACAAGCAGUAAAUUCUCUUCUGAUGGUUUUCUAAAAGUAAGAGGGUACAUGGUCCUUGUUUUGUCUCAAUGAGAAAAUUGAAUUUCUUAUUGCAAUGAUGUAAUGAAAUAUACAUCUGAUUAUGUGGAAAUCUUGACGAUGUAACAGAUGCAACUAGAUAGUGGGAAUCAAUGUGCAGUUAUUUUCAUGAUUAUUUGUUAAUUUAGUUUAUUGGUCUUGAUUUUUGCCAUAUGUUAGGUAUGGGCUUAUCUGGG